This is a messenger RNA of Gymnodraco acuticeps, 1591 nucleotides long. RefSeq names its product protocadherin gamma-C3-like. Gene Ontology annotation, biological process: homophilic cell-cell adhesion. The coding region runs from base 713 to 1462 and encodes 249 amino acids. Gene Ontology annotation, cellular component: membrane. The record is from RefSeq and is a predicted model, not a curated record. NCBI's taxonomy places the organism in Eukaryota, Metazoa, Chordata, Actinopteri, Perciformes, Bathydraconidae. The transcript has a single exon. Gene Ontology annotation, molecular function: calcium ion binding.
AACAACUUCCCCUUUUAAUCCAACUGAAGAUGCACGUGCUCUGUAUUCCACCUUUUUCAACCCUUCAGAUUAGCUUAUCUUGACUAUAGUAAUUUCCGCAAAUGUAGUUUUACUACUUUUAAAAGCAGGGGAAGACAUCCUUAUUCACAGCAUUACUAACAAGUCAAUACAAAUAUGUAGAUGUAUUUAUUUAUAUGUUGGCUGCACAGGAUGCUAUCAGAUGAUAUAAACAGUGAAUCAUAUACAAUUCCUAAACAAAAGUAUAUAUAGACUGGAUCAUCACAAUAACAAAACAUACGAUUAAAAACAAAUCAGAUGUGUAUAUGUAAGAGAUAAGUAGAAUAUUCAAAACCAAGAUUAUGUACUGGGACACUUGUUGAAUUUAUGAGUUUCCUGGUUUAAACUGAAUGGAUAAAUGAUGUUUCGAAUAUUUAUUUUACAUUAUUAUAGUUGUAUUCAGAAGAGAACCGCAGGAUGUGGUCAAUUUUAAACCUUUUUUUUUUUAAAUCAGUAUUGUCGUCAAAAUUAACUCACGGUGGCGCUAUAUGCCUGCUUUAAGAUGAUUGAAUUCCUUUUCCUUCUGUGUGGACGUUCCUUAUUCUGCUCUUGUGCCUACAUAGGGACAGUCACCCUGGAUUCGCUGUCCCUUGUGUUAUGUAGUUGAGCUGUCUUUAUUCUCCUUUUUCUUCAAUCUGUAAGGAAUUUAUAGUCGAUGAUGGAUUCCAACGUAAUCUCGUUUCAAACGUGCGGUUUCUUUGUAGUGGUUUAUUUCCUGCAUGCUGCGUAUGGAGACGUGAGCUACACUUUUCCAGAGGAAAUGAAACGAGGAUCAGUUAUUGGAAAUAUGGCCAAGGAUCUCGGGCUGGAAAGGAGCGCGCUCUCUAACAGAAGAGCCCGAAUUGACAGCGAUGGGACUGAUGAACGUUACUGUGACAUAAACCUGAAUAACGGAGAGUUGAUUGUUGCCGACAGGAUUGACCGAGAGGGGCUUUGUGGAGAAAAGGCUUCGUGCAUCCUAAAACACGAGCUGGUGCUGGAGAAUCCCCUCGAGCUCCAUCGGAUUAGUCUUCACAUUCAGGAUAUUAAUGAUAACUCGCCACAAUUUAACGAAGAAUUUAUAAAUAUUGAAAUCCGUGAGUCGGCAGACAAGGGAGCUCGUUUUGUGCUAGAGGAGGCGCACGAUGCGGAUGUAGGACAGAAUUCAGUUCAGCAGUACAGCCUCAAAAAGAAUGAUCAUUUCAUUUUGUCUGUUGAUGGAAACUCAAUAGAGCUUGUUCUUGAAAAGGAACUUGAUCGUGAAAAUCAGCAAGAGAUUAAUUUGCUCCUCACAGCUUUAGAUGGAGGCUCUCCUCAGAGAUCAGGUACUGUAGUCAUACACGUCACUGUGCUGGAUGCUAAUGAUAACGCCCAGUGUUUAGCCAGGCCGUCUAUAAAGCCAGUCUGCCUGAAAACUCUCCUGUAGACACUGUAGUUGUCACAGUGAGCGCUACUGAUGCAGACGAGGGAGUCAACGGAGAUGUGACGUAUGACUUUGGACAUGUUACUGAACAUGUCAAGAAGUUAUUUAGUAUUAAUAGAAAAGUCGGUGAGA